This is a messenger RNA of Uloborus diversus, 710 nucleotides long. Its product is annotated as U-scoloptoxin(11)-Sm7a-like. The coding region runs from base 44 to 676 and encodes 210 amino acids. The record is from RefSeq and is a predicted model, not a curated record. Lineage: Eukaryota; Metazoa; Arthropoda; Arachnida; Araneae; Uloboridae. The transcript has 4 exons.
UAAAACAAAGAAAAGCGGGUGUUGUCAUCAGUUGAGAAGAAAGAUGAGUAAGGCGCAGGCGGGUUUGUUGCUUUUGGGGCUUUGUGCGGUCCUCGCCGCAUCGGAGGAGCCAUAUGUGGUGUACGAAAACGGGGCAACAUCUGAAAGGAAUCUUCGAUUGUGCGUUGGCCCGAGGGAAGCCUGCAAUGUGGUGCGACAACGAUUCUGGUUGUCGCCUAUUGUCCACAGACUAUGCAAAUGUCCUGAUCUCACAGAGUGCCCUGCUGAAUGGACACAUUUCCCUAACAAGAGAACGGUUGCAAUUAAUGCAAGAGCACAGCUAAAAUUUUGCAGUCAAGUUGGAGAGUUAAAUCGUUGUCAAGGAUCAAAAGAAAUUGCAGCUGAAAUUAGAUCAAAUGGAACAAUUUGUAUCCACUGCUUUUGUGGACCAGGAUAUUUCUUCAAUAAGCUGAAACAGAAUGCUACAGGACAAUACUUCACAUGUAUGGCUUUAACAACUUGCAAGAGAAAUGAAUUCUGCGGCCACAUAACAACUACUUCAUAUGAAACCUAUCAUACAUGCAGAUGUCCAGCCAGACACAUCUGCGUAUUUCAAGACAGAAAAAAAGUAGAAGCUCAGGAGUUUCUUUAUGAAGGUUUAGCAUAUAUCGGGAAGUGCACUUCACGAGAUCUUUAAGAUGUACCAAUAUAAUGUAUAAUAAAUAAUUUUA